AUGUUCAUCUUCCUCCCGGGGCCGCCUCUGCUCGCACUAGAGCCGCGUGCCAGCACCGUCGACUGCGCCGGCUCCGCCUCCGCCAGUUACCUCCGCGUCUUCGCCGCUGCCGCUCCACCACCGCUAUUGCCGCCUGACGCCAGAAGCCACGACGACUCGAGCAACGCCCUUGCUCAGCUUGCGAUCUGCCCCGGUGGAGUGUCUCGACGUCUUCGCCUUGCCGCGACACCACCGCUGUCCCGAUCUACCCAUUCGAGAGCCCAGACGACGGUAGAUCUAAGCCGAUCGUUGCUCCACUGCCGAGCGAGCCCUGCACCGGCCCGCGCCUCCUCUGCUGUUCGUGCCGCUUCUCCCCCGGUCAGCACCGACACCCAGCAGCACUACCGAAGUUCGACACCGCCCACAGCAGCUGCCGGACCUCCUCGGCCUCCGUCCCUGCACCCGCUCGGAGCCCGAUCUGCCGCACUGGACUGCCAAUCUCGCCCCCGACUUGUCUUCAACCCGCGACCCAGCAAAUCCCGAGACGGCCCGCCGCGCCCCCGCUACUGCUGCACCCCCGAUCACCCGAGUACCAGCAGCGCCCCGUCGCUCGAGUACUCCUUCGUGCCAAUCCGCGACGCCCGCACCCGGAUCCAACGUUAG
Eucalyptus grandis is the source of this 642-nucleotide messenger RNA. Its product is annotated as wiskott-Aldrich syndrome protein homolog 1-like. The transcript has a single exon. Lineage: Eukaryota; Viridiplantae; Streptophyta; Magnoliopsida; Myrtales; Myrtaceae. The record is from RefSeq and is a predicted model, not a curated record. The coding region runs from base 1 to 642 and encodes 213 amino acids.